CGCGCGCACACCCUGGCGGCGGACAUUGCAACCAUUCAGUCAGUUCCGUUGUCCCGUGCCUGCGACAGGUUCUGGAAGGAAGUGACUAUCUUUGAUUGAGAGCGUUGCGCCAAGUGAGCAGUGAGGUGGGUUGCGAAAGCAACUUACGCCAUUCAACUGCACGGUCAACGUCUCCAGGCAGCUGGGACAAGUUUUCGACUGGCAACUGUUCAACUCGAGUGGAUUUCAGCAGAAAGAUAACGUGAUGCGAUAGCCAUGCGGGUCGUCGCCAUGAGGACUCCCGUCCCGGCCGCGCUCUCCCUCGCCGCCGUCCUGGCCGUGACACUGGCCGUGGCCUCCGCGCACGCAGCGCCGACGUCCGCCAUCGUGGGUGGGUUGGAGAUGUCCCUGCUGGACGGGCGCGCCUCCCCGGCGGGCCAGGGCCUCCAGCAGCAGCAGCAGCCGCAGCAGCAGCAGGGCGGCCGGCCGACCACGGCGCGCCUGGAGCGCGUGUACAGCAGCAGCGCCAAGCAGGCCGCCUACAAGGCCGGGGGCGCGGCCAGGCCGGCCAGCGAGUCGUACGCGCGCACCGGCACCCGCGUCCACCUCACGCCCGCCGGCACGCCGUCCGAGAACCCCGCGCCCUGCGCCGUCGCCGGCCGCCACUUUCUGCACGGACAACAGGUGACCCGCCCAGACCCUUGCGAGUUCUGCGUGUGCCUGGACGGCGAGGUGUUCUGCUGGUGGCAGGACUGCCCCCCUUCAACGGCUCAGGGCCCCUGCCGCGGCCGCGCGCCCUUCAGCAGCUGCCAGGACGAUUCGACGGCCGCGCCGGCUGCGUCAGCUGCGUCAGCUGCGGCGGCGCCCCUGGGAACCUCUGGGGACGUGAGCGGCGGCGCGUCGGAGCAGGUUUCACCUGAGGGCGACGGUGACGCCCCGGCCAACGACACCGCGGCCUCCUCGGCCGCCUCCACGGUCCCGCCCUCCAUCGCGGGGGCCGGCGUCGGAGCCGCCACGGGGGCCGACGCGACCUCGUCGGGAGGGCAGCCGACGACCGGGGCGGCGCAGGACCCGACGUCCAACCCACAGGCCGAGCUCCCCGAGCACUCCGAGCAAUCCGGCACCGAGGCGGCGUCCACGCCGACGGGGCCGACGGGCGCUGAGGAGGGCGGCACCGGCGCCAGCAGCAACAGCAACAGCAGCAGCAUCAUCAUCAGCAGCAGUGUGACGCAGGGGGUGGCCACCACGGCCAGCCCGGUCAACGCCACCACCACCAGCGCGCCCACCACCACGGAGCUCCUCUGUCACGUCCUGGGGAGCACCUACCGGGUCGGGGAAGUGCUGCCCCGGGACACGGGCUCGUGUCUGCAGUGCGAGUGCAGCCCCGUGGGCCGCGUCACGUGCUCGCCCAAGGACUGCCUGUCGGUGCGGGAGGAGGAGGACGUCUACCAGCCCGCCAGCAGCCUGGACAUGUUCGACGUGGACAGCUUCUAGGCUGUGGAGGUCGCCGUCACCUGACUAUAGCUGUGUGUGUGUGUGAGAGCGCGCGAGUGUGCGAGUAUGUUGGUGUGUGUGUGUGUGUGUGGAUGCGAGUUUGGGAGCGCCGGAAUGGGGUGAAGUGCUGGCCGCUGGCGGUUGUGGCGGUGGCCGCUGGGGCGAGAAGGGAGGGGUAGGCCUAGAGCAACGGGACAAAAGUUUGUGUGCGAGUGUGUGUGCAUCUGCUGUAUGUGAGCGUGUGUGUGUGUAAUAAGGGUGUGGAUUUGCGAGAGACGGAGAGUGAGUUGAUAAAAAUGCUCUCUUAUCUUAACUUGUAUUGCCCCUGUGAUUAACUUCCUGUUAGCUCCUCGCUUACUGGGUCAUUUUCAAAGUUGAUACUGUCAGCGUGUAAAAAACAUAAACCCACCCUGUGAUGAAAGUUAAAGAUUUUUUAGUCAGUUUUAUGGCGAGUGCUGGAUAACAUGCCGUAUGCUGCUGGAUGGGUAAAUUAUGAAUUCUUAUGAACAAAUGCAUCAGAACUCUCCACAAGUUUUAUUGCGGAUGAAACCAACCUCUUCAUGGCAAAUUGUUACGUUGGUUGAGAGAAAAGGGUAUUUGUCACAGUCAAGUAGAACUGAAUUUUGAUUAGACUUUAUCAAUCUCAUUAUAUUUAUAGCCAUAUGGAAACACAUGUUCUUGAAGUUGGAAAGAUAAAUGUUAUGUGGCACAAAUUAAGGUCUUGGAAGAGAGGGUGGAUUAAGGCAAGUUAAACAACAUGCUGGCCUAAUUUUAUGAGGAACUUAAAAUUUCUUUAUGUACAGUACAACCUUUGAUUUAGAGUUCAGUGAUAAUAAUAUUGAUAAAACUAAUAUUCUUAUUGCUUUAAAGCCAUUAAGAAAUAGUUUUGUUUUCUUUCUUUUUUUCUAUAGACAGCUUGAUUCUUUUCACAGCUGAGUGUAUGAUGAGUGAGUGAAUGAUAUACUGUAAGAUAAAGAGGAAUACGCUUGAAAAUAUUGUCACACUAAGCAAAAUCGAACCAUUUCAUUUUUAUGUUCACAUAUCUCUUUUCAGUACACAUCAAUUUCUGAUAGUCGGAACCAAGGUACAUAUCGCAUAAUGGAGGUAUGAAUGUGCCCAUGAAUGAGUUUUGUAGCUAUUGAAGGAAUUCAGAAAGAAAAAGAAAGUGACUUUGAUUGUUCGACAAUAAACAAAAUUUUUGGUGAAAGUUCUGCUUGUUGAAAACCAGGCCUCCAAAUGAAAAGUCCAGGCCAACGUAGAGGAUCAAUGAAGAGUCAUAUCCUGUGGACUUAAAUUGUUUGGCCUGAAUCAAGUAGGGAAGUAUUGAGGAAUGUGUAGUAUUAUUUAUAUUUUUUCCAGACACUUACAGUUUUCUGGUGCUGUGUAGAUUUUAAACAGACUGGAGAGACAUUUUAUGGGCACAACUAUGCAUAAUUACCUUCAACUGAAAGUAACCUGUGGCUAUGAUUUGGAAACCAACAAAAAUUCAACAAAAUUUAGCAUCUAUCAACAUGUACACUGAACUUUGUGAUAUGUGUAAAACCAAUUUAAAUUCCAUGCUAUUUUGAGGAUCUAUGAUGGUUCCUUUCAAACUUAUGGGAUUACUUUGGGCUUAGUGUAUUGCUGCCUCCCUUUAGAUACUUUUGCAUUUGUUUACAAUGUCUUCCAAAGAAGAAUCUAAGGCCUUGUACCAUGAUUUUAAGAAAAUUACAAUAAUCUUCAAUCACUUUUUUCUUCUCUCUGCUGCUAUGUUGGAUUAUCAAUGACUCAUACAGCUAUCAGAAAUAUAAUUGUAGUGUUAACAUGUUACAAGUUUAGGUUUAACAUUGUAUAACUUCUGAAGAAUAAAUUGGGAUUGGAACAUAUCAA
Messenger RNA from Frankliniella occidentalis (western flower thrips), 3342 nucleotides. Its product is annotated as tropomyosin-1, isoforms 33/34-like. Bases 256 to 1473 code for a protein of 405 amino acids. NCBI's taxonomy places the organism in Eukaryota, Metazoa, Arthropoda, Insecta, Thysanoptera, Thripidae. The record is from RefSeq and is a predicted model, not a curated record. The transcript has 7 exons.